AAUCAACAUUUAAAUUUAUUUUGAUAAGACGCACCUAUUCCCGGGGUGGCCAGGUAUAAAUGUUUUUGCAGACAUCAUAUUUCAGUUAGGACAACUAAGACAAACUUCAUGAGAUGGAUGUUGCAGUUGUAGUCCUGUUUUUGGCUGGUGCUGCGCCAGUAGCGCUAGGUUUAGAGCCGUUGCCAGAUCGUGACACUUUGACGAAGCUCCUCGAUGAAUUAGAUAACACCACAGUUUCUAUGUCUCCAUGUCGCAAUACAGUCACAGGAUUAUUGAAGAUGCGUCAUGGGUUUCAUAUAGGCUAUUUAGAUCAGUUGCCACUCUCUAUUGGGCGGCCCGACGGAACAAGGCGAGCUAUUUUGGAUUACACGUGUGCUGAACGCAAGAAGUGGCGGAAUCCAUACAACAAUAGAGAAUACGACAAACCUGAUCAAAUCUCCAACGUUUUUAGCUUACCAAGGGGGAUCACGGUGUUUGACUCGUACCUCUGGAAGGACUACAACGAGAUAAAGAGAGACUGGUCUAUUAAUGCUGGAACGGACAUACUCGGUAUAUUUGGUUUUAGCGGGUCAUAUUCCCAGCUUCACCACCGCAUUACUGCAGAGAGACGAUUCUUAGAAGAUGUCACCAGUUUUGUAUCUGGAUUUCAAGCGGACUACAAACCACCAUGGCAAUUACAGGUGAACAGUGGUGCGAAGCAAUUUAUUGAUAACUUACUCGCUAACACAUAUGAAGGUAGCAUGGACGCGUAUGAUACAUUCGUCGACUAUUAUGGAACUCACUACUACGGGCAAGGCAAAUUUGGAGGUUUGGUAAAAAUGACUUUGGAGACUGACAAAGAUCUAGUAUUCCAAUUGGGAGCUAACUCGGCCAAAGCAAAUGCGGAGGCAAUGUUUAAGGCUUUCCUUUUUGACAUUGGGGCGAGCAGCAACAAUGCUAGGGUUGACGCCCGGUUCAGGGCAAGAACAAGGGAUGCAAGGCGAUAUUUUGGUGGUUCAGAGAACUUACUAGACAAACAAUUCUAUCGUAAAUGGCUACCAACUGUACCUUCCAACCCUUGGUUGUUCGCUGGGGAGCUGAAGCCAUUGUCCCUUUUGUUCCCACAAGCCAAGAUAGCUGGAAUGGACAGAGCCAUUCAGGUGGGCUUAAACAAAGCUAAACUAAACGAUAUGAAGGUGGGCUUAAAUAGUUACAUAUCAAAUCUACAGAACAUGGAAAUCACUGGUCAUCCAGAUAAAACGAGAUGGAACUCAUGCAACGGCUCAAGUCCCGACAGACAGUGUAAUCUGGCCCCAGUCCCUAUUAUUGGCUGUACAAUAACAGGUUGUAGAUGGAAUGGAUGGCAAAGACGAAGAAGUCAAUACAUAGCCGAGGCUCGUGCUCAUCUCACCAGAGUAACUGCUGAGGAGCGUAAGAAGGGUAGGGAUGAUGCUGGUGUUAACAGAGUGUGGUCGCAAACGCAGAGAAUUCUACUUAAGAUGGAUACAAGGACCCCAUUAGUGACCAAAAACCUUAUUUGGACUACCAACGUCUGUCGUUGUGCGGUUCGCAGAUGUAGAUGUUUACGCAGCAAUCGACCUAUUGCAACUGUUAAAACUGCACAACCAUUCUUCAAGCAGGUAGUAAUUUAUAAACUUUUACCCGCUCGUUCAAUCGAUGCAAUUGAGAAUUGCGUACUUCCGUAUCUCGUUCUCAUUGGUUAG
This is a messenger RNA of Owenia fusiformis, 1703 nucleotides long. The record is from the annotation of a GenBank genome assembly. Lineage: Eukaryota; Metazoa; Annelida; Polychaeta; Sabellida; Oweniidae.